This is a messenger RNA of Cercospora beticola, 1254 nucleotides long. RefSeq lists its product as uncharacterized. Gene Ontology annotation, cellular component: nucleus. The record is from RefSeq and is a predicted model, not a curated record. Lineage: Eukaryota; Fungi; Ascomycota; Dothideomycetes; Mycosphaerellales; Mycosphaerellaceae. Gene Ontology annotation, biological process: methylation. Gene Ontology annotation, molecular function: nucleic acid binding; methyltransferase activity.
AUGGCGUCUGACAUUCUCUGGCAGAAUGCUGAGAACACCAUUAUCCUGAUUGAUAUCCCGCGAUCAAUUGCAGCAGCGCAAAGCACGAAAGAGGGGCCUUGCACGGAUUUCAUGCUGUCAGUGGUAGCGUUGGAGACGCCUUUCCCGGCUCAGAAAUGCAACAAUACAAGAACUGUCAAAAGCCUUGCAAACAGCGCCGCGGACGAUUUUCUACACCAAGAAUACCAUACUUUGCUCCAGCGAGCUCUAGACGAGGUUCGGUCUUGCCACAAAGAUGGUUGGUGCCAAGAGCGGCCUUUCAUCUCGUCCAGAGGUGUGCGCAAUGCUAAGCGCAAGGCAAGUGAUGUCCUCGCGGAUAAUCGGAGCAGCGAAUUGCCCACAAAUAUUCUCCGGAACAUAACACAGCCAUGUCUCACACCUCCGGACGUCCGCUUUGGGAGAGAGGAAGGCAUCGAAGACGGCGAAUACGAGCCUGGGUCCCAUCUAUGGAACUACAGCAGAAACGCUGGCACGAUGAUUUUGACGCAUCAUGAUUUGAACACUGCCAGUUCCACAGACUAUGGGUUCCGCAUACCAGCGGAUGCGACUUUCUUUUUGGCAAAUUGUUCAAAUACUGAAGUGUUCCACGACAUAGUCGAGCAGCGAAAGCUCAAGUUCGACUUCAUUCUCCUGGAUCCACCUUGGCCGAAUCGUUCAGUGAAGCGGACACACAAGACUCCAGGAACUUCAUAUGCAACGAUUUCGACUUUGCAAGAUAUUUCAAAUUUACUGUUGAACAUGAAUCUAUCACAAUUACUUUCGGAAACAGGUUAUGUGGGCGUUUGGAUCACGAAUAAAGCUGCCAUACGGGCCUUGGUACUUGGUCCUGGAGGUCUGUUUGAGCAUUGGGGUGUUGAUUUAUGUGAAGAAUGGAUUUGGUUGAAGACUACAGUACAUGGAGAGCCUGUCACGCCACUUGAAGGUAUGUGGAAUGGAAAGAAGCCUUAUGAGGUUCUUCUCGUUGGCAAGAAGAAAGUCACAGGUACGGCAGAGGCUGGAAAUAUCACGCGCAGAGUCAUGAUAGCUGUGCCAGACUUGCAUUCGAGGAAACCAUGCUUGAAGAAGAUGAUCGAGACAUUGGUCGGGACGAACGGAAAUGUCCUAGAAGUCUUUGCCAGACAUCUCGUCACUGGUUGGUGGAGCUGGGGCGACGAAUGCUUCAAAUUCAAUUGGCAGGGGUAUUGGCAGGGCGCGGAAGAGUGCAAGAGACCAUGA